AGUAUUGUUGCCAUUGUUUUUUCCAAAUGGGCGUGCCAAUGAUUCUGUGGCAUCGUAUUGCUGUCUUGACCUCGGCUGACUGGUAGAGUGUACAGAUUGUGCUCACUGUGAGAACUGGUAAACUUGUCUUUUCCUUGAAAAUAUUCUCAUCAGCAACAGCAUGGCUACGUUUACGGUAAAACAGGGUGGUACAAGAAAAGUUUAUUCUGCUGGUGGGAGCAAAAAGACGUCCGGAUAUCAUCUUGGUAAACCUUCAGAUGCCAUAGAUGGCUCAAGAACCCCUUCAGAUGCCGCCCCUUACAAAGGCCAGAAGUUUCAAGAUAUCAAAAACCAGUGUUUAAGAGAUGGCGUGCUUUUUGAGGACCCAGAGUUCCCGGCUAUUGAAUCAUCGCUCUUUUUCAGUGGAAAGAAACCACCAAGGCCAUUUGUCUGGACGAGGCCAAAGGAAAUUGUCAGUAACCCAGAGAUGUUUGUUGGUGGAGCCAGCAGAUUUGACAUUUCUCAAGGUAUGCUUGGUGAUUGCUGGUUGCUUGCUGCCAUUGCUACAUUGACACAAUAUGAGUCAUUGCUAUACCAAGUUGUUCCUCCUGAUCAGAGCUUUACUGAUGGCUAUGCAGGAAUAUUCCGAUUCAGAUUUUGGCAGUAUGGGAGAUGGGAAGAAGUUGUUAUUGAUGAUCUUCUCCCCACAUACAAUGGCAAGCUUGUGUUUGUGCAUUCAGCAGAGAGAGGAGAAAUGUGGUCUGCAUUGCUAGAGAAGGCAUAUGCCAAAUUGAAUGGAAGCUAUGAAGCAUUAAAAGGAGGUCAGACAAGUGAGGCAAUGGAAGAUUUCACUGGUGGGGUCACUGAGACAUUUGAUUUGCGUAAGGCACAGCCAAAGCUUGAAGGAAUUUUACUGAAGUCUGUUGCGAGGCAGUCGUUGAUGUGCUGUUCCAUUGAAGCCAAGCCCAACGAGAUUGAGGCCAAGCUAGAAAAUGGUUUGAUAAAAGGUCACGCAUAUUCAAUCACUGGAGUGAAAAAGAUAAACUUGAGAGGAAAUCCUGUCACGUUGGUCAGGAUUCGCAACCCAUGGGGUAAUGAGAGAGAAUGGAAAGGGGCAUGGAGCGAUGGAUCUCGAGAAUGGGGCUUGCUCAGUGAGGGCGAGAAGCGCAACCUGGGAAUAACUUUUGAUGACGAUGGCGAGUUUUGGAUGGCUUAUAAUGACUUCACGUCAGAGUUCACAAGACUUGAAGUAUGCAUGUUAAGUCCCGAUAGUGCUGGUGAUGUUGACAGAAAAACAUGGGAAGCAAAUGUCUACCAAGGGUCUUGGCAGAAAGGUGUUUCUGCUGGUGGAUGCAGAAAUUUUCCCGAUUCUUUCCAUGCCAACCCUCAGUUUAAGGUGAAAUUGGAGGACCCAGAUUCGGACGAUGAAGAGGAUAAUUGUACUCUUGUUAUUGGUGUGAUUCAGAAGAAUCGACGAAAGAUCAAGAAGCUUGGAGCCCAGAAUCUCACCAUUGGCUUUGCAAUUUACAAGCUUGGUGAUGAUGCCGACCAGUAUGCAGACCAUGGAAGAAUGGGGAAAGAUUUCUUCUUGUAUAACAAGUCAACUGCAAGGUCUGAUAACUUUAUCAACUCAAGGGAAGUGACGGGGCGUUUUUCAUUGCCCCCAGGGGAAUACGCUAUCGUUCCCAGUACCUUCAAGCCGCAAGAGGAAGGAGAUUUCCUCAUCAGAAUGUUUUCUGAAAAGGGUGCUGCAGCUGACACCUUGGAUACUCAAACAACAAUUGAGUACAGGCCUUCUAAGGAGGAAAGUCAUGAUUCAGAUAUGCAUGAAAUAAUUAAUUGUCUUGGUGAGCCUACGCAGGACGAGAAUGAUGCGCUAGACAAUAAGUUGUCGGAAUUCUUCAAGAAAGUUGCAGGCGAAGACGGUGAGAUUGAUUCAUUCGAGCUCCAAGGUGUCAUUACUGCUGUUUUUAAGAAAGAAUUCAAAGGUACUAGAGAUUUCAGUUUGGAAGCCUGCAGGAGCAUGGUUGCAAUGAUGGAUAAAGACCGUUCUGGAAAAUUGGUAUUUGGUGAAUUUAAAGAUUUAUGGUUCACCAUCAUGAAGUGGAAGACUGCAUUCAAAGAUUACGACAAAGAUGGAAGUGGUGACAUGGAUGCUAUUGAGCUCAGGGGCGCCCUUGCCAAACUUGGCUUUAAACUAAGCACCCCAGCACUCAGCUCACUUGUUCUCCGCUAUGCCAACAAGAAGGGUCACAUUUCAUUCGAUGAUUUCUUGCAAAUCUGCUGUCGUAUUCGCUCAUGCUUCGAAUCCUACUUGUCUUACCAAGGGCGUUCAUUUUCACUUGAUGACUACAUCAUGUCGGCCAUCUACACUUAAGGUUUCCUGAUGGACUAACCCAAAGACAAGUUACUUUUUUAAACUUACCGUAUCUAACCAUAAUUUCAGUAGAAUAGUCACAAAAACUUAAAUAAAAUUCAAUUUGAUAUUGUGAGCUAAUGAAAUAAUACAUCAACUCGGGUUGAGCAUAUUUGAAUAUGCCUUAUAAACAUUAAUUUUGGUAUUAAGUUGUGUCCAGAUCACAUUUUUUAAUGAGUUUUUUGCCGCACAUUUCAUUUCCCUGUCCAACUUAUCUUCAAGAUUUUUUGUCCUUUUAUAUAAAACAUAACAAUAAUUUUUAUAUAAGAUCGAUACAGAUUUGAUUAAUGCGUUAUGGAUAUAUCAAAGGUUUAAGUUUCCACUGGCAUCCAAUUACUUCGGCUUUAUUUCUCAAAACUUCCCCAUACACUCACCUUUGUCCAAUAUCUAUUUAUUUAAUACCCGUUUGAAAGGUCAGCAUGACAUUUUUGGGUGAAUUCUUUUUUUGCUUUAUAUAACUCAUAUUCAAUCAUUUUGUAGUUUCGCUUAACAUCUUUAUAUGAUAAGUCGACUUGAAUUCGAA
This is a messenger RNA of Rhopilema esculentum, 2918 nucleotides long. RefSeq names its product calpain-B. Gene Ontology annotation, cellular component: cytoplasm. Gene Ontology annotation, molecular function: calcium-dependent cysteine-type endopeptidase activity; calcium ion binding. Gene Ontology annotation, biological process: proteolysis. Lineage: Eukaryota; Metazoa; Cnidaria; Scyphozoa; Rhizostomeae; Rhizostomatidae. The record is from RefSeq and is a predicted model, not a curated record.